GUGUCGCGCUUCUAUCACGCUGCCGGUGACGCCCGCCCCACUUCCCCCUCGCAUCCUCCUCCGUCGAGACACUUUUAUUGCAUUUUUGAAUGUACACGCGUGGAUUUGGAAACACAUUGGGGACUCCUGGCAUCGCGCGUUAUCUCUUGUCAUCGGGUAGGCGGACAAGUAGCAUUGAAGCUAGGAUCGAAUAAAACCGCACCGGCGCGCUGUGGGUGUUAAUGAAUCAACCCGCGUGAAGUGGAUCUUGUAUUAAAUCUUGCUGUGUAGAUUAAAGGUGACGAAUGACACCCUGCGUUGAAGCCAGUCCACACUCUUGGACGUGAAGCCUGCACAUCACUGGACGUCUAAUUCAGUAGAGUCCUUUGCUCUACGUACUCCUGCAAUGAUGUAGACAUGAUCAGCACCAUGAUGUGUGAGGUGAGACACGCCGUGAAGAGCAGAAGUGGAAGCAGCAAUUGAUUCUCUCCUCCUGGUACACCACACCUGCAUCUUCAUGUCUGUCCCGAUUGGUUGGAAGUGCCAUGUCGUCAGCCACACCCACUGCGAUCCCAUCCUUUAGGAAGGGAAGGAAGGUGGAGAAAUCAGAGGUAAUGGCUGACCCAGUUCAGGCCACCAACGAGGAGCUUAGGAGCAAAAUGAUGGACAUCCAGAUUGAGCUGCAGCAGGAGCGGGGCAAGGUGUGUAAGCUGCGUGAGCGACUCCAGGAGCAGCGUCAAGCUCGGGAACUGGAGCAACACAAGCACGCUGUGGCACUGACUGACCUGCGCGCCAAACUCCACGAGGAGAAGCUACGCGAGACCGCAGCGGCGCGCGAAGCUCUCGCACGGCAGCACGAAGCGGAGCUGGCUAGGACUAUUAAGAUCCGUGACACUGAAGUGCAGAGGCUCCAAGGACUGGUGCAUGCCCUGAGAGACGGAGCUGCGGACAAGCUAAAAAAUGCUCUUCUCGGAGAGGCUCGAGAAGAGGCCAGGAGAGCUUUCGAUGGCGAGCGACUAAAGCUACAACAAGAGAUCCAAGAACUAAAGGCAGCCAAGAAGCAGGCUGACGAGACGCUGGCCAAUGCUCUUCAAGCCGAUAAAGCCAAAGCAGCUGAUCUGAGGACAGCUUACCAGCAGCACCAGGAUGAAGUGCACCGCAUCAAACGUGACUGUGAGAGAGACAUUCGAAGACUGAUGGAUGAGCUAAAGGCCAAGGACCGUGUAGUGUGUGCCUUGGAGAGAGAGCUUGGGAUGCAGGCGGGUUACACCCAGAAACUCCAGCUACAAAAAGAAGCAUUGGAUGAGCAGCUAGUUCACGUACGAGAGGCCGAAAGACACAAUCAUGGCAGCCCAAAGAGAGAGGUGGUGCCUGGGUUCGGGGAAAACAUGGACCUGCUCAACAACCAGUUUUUGUACUCUACCUCCCCUCUUCCCCCUGCUUCCCAGGAGGCGGAGGAGCGUGACACGAGAAGGUUUCAGCUCAAGAUAGCAGAGCUCCACUCCGUCAUCAGGAAGCUGGAGGACAGAAAUGCGCUGCUGGCUGAUGAGAGGAAUGAACUUCUGAAAAGAGUUCGAGAGGCUGAGAGCCAGAUGAAGCCCAUGUUUGAAAAGACCAAGCGCCUCUCCAAGAAGAACGAUGACCUCCUGCAAACACUGCAGCGAAUGGAGGAGAAACUUAAAAACUUGAGCCGGGAAAAUGCUGAGAUGAAGGAAAAAGCUUCCCGUCCCCCAUUGCAGCACCAAACCCAUCAAAAUCAGUUGAAACGGCCCAGCUCCCUGACAGACUUAAGCCAUGCCCACGAAGAGCAGGAAGUCGAGUUCCUCAAACUUCAAAUUGCAGAACAACGUGGCAUCAUCGACGAACUCACUCAGGAACGUGAGCGUUUGGUGAUGGGCAAAAAAACAAGGAGAAAACCUCUCAAAUUAACCAAAAGGCAUGUUGUGGAGACAUAUUUUGGAUUUGAUGAGGAAUCUAUUGAGUCUGAAACCUCCUCUUUGACCUCCUUUAACACUGACCUCACUGAUCGUACACCUGCUACUCCAGAGGAGGAAUUAGAGGAGAGUGUCUCUCGAGAGGAGUCGGAGCUUCGGUUUCGUCAGCUCACCAGAGAAUACCAAGCUCUCCAGCGGGCCUAUGCCCUCCUACAAGAGCAGACGGGAGGCUCUCUUGAUGCCGAGAGGGAAGCCAGGACACGUGAGCAACUGCAAGCGGAGCUCAGUGGCUGUCAGGCCAAGAUUGUGGAUCUGGAGAAAGUUCUGGUGGAGCGGGGGCAGGACUCAAAAUGGGUGGAAGAGAAGCAACAUUUACUCAGGACGAACCAGGAACUUCACGAGAAGAUGUGCGACCUGCAGCAAGCAGAGUCGCGGCUGCAGGCUGAACUUCAGGAUGCUCGAGACCAAAACGAGCUACUGGAAUUCCGGGUGCUGGAAUUGGAAGAGAGAGAACGAAGGUCUCCUGCCCUCAAUCUUCACAUGUCUGCAUUCCCUGAGAACAGUAGCAGCGCCCUACAGCUCUACUGCCGCCAGGAGGGAGUCAAGGAUGUAGUCAUUCCCGAACUGAUGAAGAAACUGGAUAUCCUUGGAGAUAACGGGAAUCUCCGUAAUGAGGAGCAGGUUGCAGUGAUCCAGGCUGGCACGGUCAUAGCUUUGUGUGAAAAGGUGAGCCUUAGAACUGCUGACCAUGGUUCAUGUUGGUGGCAUAAAAUUAAAACGCAUCUAAUAGUUUUUUUUCUUUCUCUUACUUUGCAGUGGUUAAAACAGGUUGAUAACACAGAGGCCGCUCUGACGCAAAAAAUGAUUGACUUGGAAAAUGACAAGGAGCUGUUUAGCAAGCAGAAGGGUUUCCUUGAGGAGGAGUUGGACUAUAGGAAGCAGGCCUUGGACCAGGCUUACAUGAGGAUCGAGGAGCUGGAGGCCACGCUGUAUAACGCUCUGCAGCAGGAGCAGCCAUCGUGCCAGGCGGUGGCCGAGUCCCUGACUGACAGGCAGAAGGAGGAGCUGAGGCUCGCUGUGGACAAGCUGCGGCGUCAGAUUCUCCGGCAGAGCCGGCAGUAUGACAGUCAGAUCUUACAGGAGCGUAUGGAGCUCCUACAGCAGGCCCAGCAGAGAAUUAGAGAGCUGGAGGACAGGAUCGACUUGCAAAAGAGACAAAUAAAGGAAAUAGAAGAAAAGUUUUUGUUCCUCUUUUUGUUUUUUUCUUUAGCCUUUAUCCUUUGGCCUUAAUGAACAUGACUGUACAACCACAUCAGGUGUUAAGUUGCUGCAGAGCCAAGAGAGGACAAAACAACAACUUUUUUAUGCAUUUGUAGACUGCUCAUGAAAACCCAAUGGCCUUUUUCUAUGUGCACUUUUUGCAGAAGAAAUCACCUGCAAGCACGCAAAACAAAUAAUUUUAUAUAUACGAGAUGCAAGAUUUAUUUAUAAAGAGACGACUAAAUGACUGCUAUGCUGGUAUUCGAAGCUGGAACUAAACCUUAGAUUAGCUGUUUGAUGCACACAAUUUGGAUUUAUAGAAAAACACUAGAUUAGAAGCACUACGGCAGAGGGAGAUGGCCACAAGAGAAGAGGAUUAAAGUGCAGAGCAGGAGGGAGGCGACAAGUUAAGGAUUCUGGCAAAGUAUCACGACUGGGGUGUUUCUAAGGAAACGGCAGGGCAACGCGCGUUUACAAAGCUGCUCAGAUGAAUUUACUAGCUCAUGUUUGCGAGGAGAAGAAGAAACAACCGUCAGUGCAACGUUGCAAGGUUA
Messenger RNA from Corythoichthys intestinalis (scribbled pipefish), 3727 nucleotides. RefSeq names its product janus kinase and microtubule interacting protein 1 (gene jakmip1). The record is from RefSeq and is a predicted model, not a curated record. Lineage: Eukaryota; Metazoa; Chordata; Actinopteri; Syngnathiformes; Syngnathidae. The transcript is spliced from 22 exons. Gene Ontology annotation, molecular function: microtubule binding; GABA receptor binding; kinase binding. Bases 525 to 3203 code for a protein of 892 amino acids.